Condylostylus longicornis is the source of this 556-nucleotide messenger RNA. RefSeq lists its product as uncharacterized. The transcript is spliced from 2 exons. Lineage: Eukaryota; Metazoa; Arthropoda; Insecta; Diptera; Dolichopodidae. Gene Ontology annotation, cellular component: DNA replication factor A complex; site of double-strand break; nucleus. Gene Ontology annotation, biological process: DNA replication; mismatch repair; base-excision repair. Gene Ontology annotation, molecular function: damaged DNA binding; single-stranded DNA binding. The coding region runs from base 143 to 475 and encodes 110 amino acids. The record is from RefSeq and is a predicted model, not a curated record.
AUCAAAUCAGUAAAUUAGUGUUUGUUUGAUUUUAGAGGGAAAUGUUAAAAUAUUGUUAAAAUCGUUCAAAUUUUUUUCCAAAUCCUGAAGAAUCGUUAAGGGAACUUUUUAUACAGUUGUGUUUACUUAUAUUAGGACCAAAAUGGCUUUUGAAGCGAGAAGCAUAAUAAAUGGAGGUAAACUAAAAGAUUUUAUUGGUAGGAAUGUUAGUAUACUCACAAAGGUAGAAAAUAAUAGCGGCUUAAUGUUAAAAGUCAAAUCGACUGACGGGCACAGUCUGCGAAUUAAUUUAAAUGAAUCAAUUAGUGCAAGGCAAGAAGAUUGGGUUGAAAUUAUGGGAGUACCUGUAGGGCACGAUGCUAUAAAGGCAAAGGAGGUUAUCCAAUUCUAUAAAAGUGAAGAAGAUUUCGAUUUAGAGGCAUACAACAUGUUAGUGCAAUUUAUGUAUCUUCGUGACGAUUUUUAUCAUCAAUGAAAAAUUGUACAUAUAUCUAUUAUAUUUUAUGAGAAUAAAAAAUGUUAAUAUAAUUAAAUAAGGUUUUUAAAAAAUUGUGCU